Messenger RNA from Protopterus annectens (West African lungfish), 6121 nucleotides. It is a transcript of the gene TRPM7, whose product is annotated as transient receptor potential cation channel subfamily M member 7. Bases 1 to 5616 code for a protein of 1871 amino acids. Gene Ontology annotation, cellular component: membrane. The transcript is spliced from 35 exons. Gene Ontology annotation, molecular function: protein serine/threonine kinase activity; ATP binding; calcium channel activity. Lineage: Eukaryota; Metazoa; Chordata; Ceratodontiformes; Protopteridae. Gene Ontology annotation, biological process: monoatomic cation transmembrane transport; protein phosphorylation; protein tetramerization. The record is from RefSeq and is a predicted model, not a curated record.
AUGAGAAACAUAAGAGAAGUCUUGCAAAAAAACUGGAACAUCAUACGAGCAAAUGCAGACCUCAAGAAAGUUCUGGGACAAAAUCCCACUUUCUCUUAUAAACGGACCACCACGCUCAAAAUGUCUUUUGAAAAAGAUAAACCUUUCUUUUAUCCUCAGCCUGUACCAAACAGAGGUCCCAAAGGUAUGUUCACUUGUAAUCAUUGCGUAGUUUGCAAACACAUGUGGACUGGCAGCAGCUUCACUUUCGUGCACUGUGAUCUAACAGUCAAAUUUCACAACCACUUUGACUGUCAUGCCAUGUUCCUAGUGUACGCUGCUGCAUGUAACUCCUGCCCAGCAUUUUACGUGGGAAAAACUAUCAGAAAAUUAUCUGAUAGAGUGAAGGAACAUUUAUCUGCCAUCAGACGAAAAGACGACAGUAAUGCACUAGCAAGAGCUGUAUGUAUUCUUGGUGUUGUCAUAUUUGAUUUUGUUGAUAUUGAACCUCAUUAUGGAUUGAGAGGAGAAAUAGAAAUAUCAAGAGUGUCUAUUUCUGUUUUCCUUAUUUUUGUGAAUUACAGUGGGCAAAGUAAAGUUCCAGAUAGCACCUUAUAUUUAAGAUUAUCCUACAGUACUAAACCUGAACUGAUUCUGCGACUUAUGCUUAAGGAAUGGCAAAUGGAACUGCCUAAGCUUGUCAUCUCUGUGCAUGGUGGAAUGCAGAAGUUUGAGCUUCAUCCAAAAAUUAAGCAGGUUGUUGGUAAGGGUCUUGUGCAGGCUGCUUUAACAACGGGAGCUUGGAUUUUAACAGGAGGAGUAAACACAGGAGUUGCGAAACAUGUGGGGGACGCACUAAAAGAACAUUCUUCUAGAUCUUGUCGAAAAAUUUGCACUAUUGGAAUAGCACCUUGGGGAGUAAUUGAAAAUAGAAAUGAUCUAAUUGGAAGAGAUGUUAUUGCCCCUUACCAAACACUUCUAAAUCCUUUAAGUAAGUUGAAUGUUCUAAAUAGUAUGCAUUCUCAUUUUCUUCUUGUGGAUGAUGGUACAGUUGGGAAGUAUGGAGCAGAAGAGAAUCUACGUAGACAACUCGAAAAACAUAUUAAUCUACAGAGAAUUCAUGCUAGGAUUGGUCAAGGUGUACCAGUGGUGGCACUGAUAUUUGAAGGUGGCCCUAAUGUAGUCCUUACAGUGCUGGAAUAUCUCCAGGAAGAUCCCGCCGUACCAGUAGUUGUUUGUGAAGGAACUGGUCGUGCUGCUGACAUACUGGCCUAUGUCUAUAAACAAACUGAAGAGGAAGGAUUUCUUCCAGAGGGACUAGAUUCAGAAAUCAUUUUAACAAUUAAAAAGACUUUUAAUUUCAGUCGUAGUGAAGCGGUUCAUCUCUUUCAUACUUUGAUGGAGUGUAUGAAGAAAAAAGACCUUAUCACAGUCUUUCAUAUUGGAUCAGAAGAACAUAAAGAUAUUGACGAGGCAGUUUUGACAGCUCUGUUGAAAGGUACAAGGGUGUCUGCAUUUGAUCAACUUGUGCUUACACUGGCAUGGGACAGAGUUGACAUUGCCAAAAAUCAUAUAUUUGUUUAUGGACAACAGUGGCUGGUUGGAUCAUUGGAACAGGCCAUGUUAGAUGCUCUUGUCAUGGACAGAGUUGAAUUUGUAAAACUGCUUAUUGAAAAUGGAGUUAGCAUGCACAAGUUUUUGACAAUCCCCAGGCUGGAAGAAUUGUACAAUACAAAACAAGGUCCAGUUAGUGCAAUGCUCUUCCAUUUGGUGCGAGAUGUCAAACAGGGAAACAUUGCUUCAGAUUACAAAAUCUCUCUGAUUGAUGUGGGUGUAGUCAUUGAAUAUCUAAUGGGAGGAACCUACAGAUGCACAUAUACAAAGAAGAGGUUUAGAAUUAUCUACAAUAACCUCCAUGGAAAUACACGGAGAUCUGGACGAAGUACAUCUUCAAGCAAUCUCCCUCAACUAAAGAAAAGUCAUGAGUCAUUCGGUAGUCGAGCAGAUAAAAAGGAAAAAAUGAGACAUAAUCAUUUCAUCAAAACAGCACAGCCCUACAAGCCCAAGGUUGACUUUGCUAUGGAACAAGGCAAGAAGAAAAGAAGUAAAGAUGAAGUUGUUGAUAUUGAUGAUCCAGAAACAAAACGUUUUCCAUAUCCCUUUAAUGAACUGCUUGUUUGGGCAGUUUUAAUGAAGCGACAAAAAAUGGCAUUAUUUUUCUGGCAGCAUGGUGAAGAAUCUAUGGCCAAAGCAUUAGUUGCUUGUAAACUAUAUCGUUCCUUGUCUUAUGAAGCAAAACAAAGUGAUGUUGUGGAUGAUGCCUCUGAAGAACUUAAGCAGUGCUCUCAUGAGUUUGGACAGUUGGCAGUUGAGUUGUUAGAGCAGUCUUUUCGACAAGAUGAGACUAUGGCCAUGAAGUUGCUGACUUACGAAUUGAAGAACUGGAGCAAUUCCACAUGUCUUAAACUGGCAGUUUCUUCUAGACUGCGUCCUUUUGUGGCUCACACUUGUACACAGAUGCUGUUGUCUGACAUGUGGAUGGGAAGACUAAAUAUGAGAAAAAAUUCAUGGUACAAGGUUAUUCUCAGCAUUUUAAUCCCACCUGCAAUAUUGUUGUUGGAGUACAAAACCAAAGAAGAAAUGUCUCACAUUCCCCAGUCUGAAGAUGCCCACCAAAUGGCCAUGGAAGAUGGUGAACCUACAGAAAACUUAGCAGAUGAUAUUCCAAUGGACAUAUUUAAAGAAGCAAGAACUUUAGAGCAUUUGGGAAUUAAACAGGAAACUGAGCAUCAGAGACAGAGACGUCUUCCUUUCACUCAGAAGUUCUAUGCAUUUUAUCAUGCACCUAUAGUAAAAUUCUGGUUUAACACGUUGGCAUAUCUGGGAUUUUUGAUGCUUUAUACCUUUGUGGUACUUGUGAAGAUGGAACCAUUUCCUUCAGUGCAAGAAUGGAUUGUUAUUGUUUACAUUUUUACAUCUGCUAUUGAGAAGAUCCGUGAGAUCUUUAUGUCAGAAGCUGGGAAAAUUAAUCAGAAGAUAAAGGUGUGGUUUAGUGAUUACUUCAACAUCAGUGAUGCAGUUGCUAUUGUCACUUUCUUUGUUGGAUUUGCCCUGCGGUUUGCCACUGAUGAAGUGCACACUGCUGGAAGGUUGACGUAUUGUCUCAACAUCAUAUUUUGGUUUGUUCGUCUUUUGGAUUUUCUAGCAGUAAAUCAACGUGCUGGACCAUACGUCAUGAUGAUUGGCAAAAUGGUGGCAAACAUGUUUUACAUUGUGGUGAUAAUGGCUGUUGUAUUGCUGAGCUUUGGAGUACCAAGAAAAGCUGUCUUGUAUCCCAAUGAGAGUCCAUCAUGGGUACUAGCUCGAGAUAUAGUCUUUCAACCAUACUGGAUGAUCUUUGGUGAAGUCUACGCAUACGAAAUUGAUGUUUGUGCAAACAACACUGAGGACGGCUCGAAGAUGCUUUGUGGCGCUGGAACAUGGUUAACACCAUUCUUACAAGCUGUCUACCUCUUUGUCCAGUAUAUUCUUAUGGUUAAUCUUCUCAUUGCAUUUUUUAACAAUGUUUAUUUCCAAGUGAUGGCGAUAUCAAACAUUGUCUGGAAAUACCAGCGUUACCAUUUUGUUUUGGCUUAUCAUGAAAAACCUGUUCUUCCACCUCCGCUUAUCAUCCUGAGCCAUUUGUCUACUUUGUGUUCAUGCAUUUGUAAAAGACGGAAGAAAGACAAGUCUUCAGAUGGACCAAAGCUGUUCCUCACUGAGGAAGACCAAAAGAAACUUCACGACUUUGAGGAGCUGUGUGUUGAAAUGUACUUCCAUGAGAAAAGUGAUAAAUUUCAUUCUGGAAGUGAAGAGAGAAUUCGUGUUACAUCUGAAAGGGUGGAAAACAUGUGCAUUCAAGUAAAAGAAAUUGGUGAUCGUGUUAACUACAUCAAGCGCUCAUUGCACUCUCUGGACACCCAGAUUGGCCAUCUUCAAGAUCUUUCUGUCCUUACUGUGGAUACUUUAAAAACACUAACAGCACAGAAAGCCUCAGAAGCUAACAAAGUUCAUAGUGAAAUCACUCGAGAGCUAAGCAUUUCAAAGCAUUUGGGCCAAAAUCCUAUUGAUGAUGGUCCUUCCAUACCAAAAAGACAUGAUUUUGGAAAUGCGUUUGGGGCAUCAGUCUUGCGGGGUGGACUAGAAACUGAUAUUGAGAAUAAUAAAGCUGCUUCAGUUGAUACAGAAGACUUGCUGAGCCACAGGUUUGGCCAGAAUUUCCCUCCUGAUUCCAGUAAACAGGAGCCAAACAUUCCAGCGACUGGCUCAUCUAUAAAUGCUGCAUCUUCUAGACUCCAUGUUGGAGAUUUUAUUGAGUUAGAGAAACUACAGAAUCUUACUGCAGUUAAGAAAAUGGGCAGUACAUCCAGUAGCAUACCUAGUCAUUCUGUCCAGACUAAGUUCUUUGUUAGCACUCCAUCUCAUUUCAGUUGCAGGAGCUUAUUAGCAUCUGUAGCUGAUCGUGAGCAAGCUGGCCCCAGCACACCUGCUGCAGAAAGUGACAGUAUUAUUGAAUUUGGGGCUUUUGUUGGUCACAGAGAUAGUAUGGAGCUGCAGAGAUCGAAAGAAGCUUCAGUCACGCAGAAAGAGUUGAAAAAACAUGAAGUCCUUGAAAUAUUAAAAGACAGGGCAUCUGUAAACACUGCACAAAAACAGCUGGAAGACACACUAAAUGGUCUUGGUUCUCCUUUCAAGCCUACCCUGGACAUCACUUACCACUAUUCAGCUGUUGAAAGGAAUAAUAUAAUGCGACUGUCUCAGAGCAUUCCAUUUACUCCUGUUCCUCCUAGAGGUGAAGCUGUAACAGUAUAUCAGCUAGAAGAAAGCUCUCCCAGCAUUAUGAAUAACAGCAUGUCAUCUUGGUCACAGAGAGGGCUUUGUGCCAAAAUUGAGUUCCUUAGUAAGGAAGAAAUGGGAGGAGGCUUGCGAAGAGCCCUCAAAGUUGUAUGCACCUGGGCUGAACAUGAUAUUCUAAAACCAGGACAACUUUAUAUUGUCAAGUCUUUUCUACCUGAAGUUGUCAACACGUGGAAAGGCAUCUACAAAGAUGAUACUGUGCUUCACCUCUGUCUCAGGGAAAUUCAGCAGCAAAGGGCAGCCCAGAAGCUCACGUUUGCUUUCAACCAAAUGAAGCCAAAAUGCAUUUUGUAUUCACCAAGGUUUCUGGAGGUUUUUCUUCUUUUUUGCCACUCAGCUGGCCAGUGGUUUACUAUUGAGGAAUGUAUGACUGGAGAAUUUAGAAAAUUUAAUAACAACAAUGGGGAUGAGAUUAUUCCAACUAACAUGCUUGAAGAGACCAUGCUGGCCUUUAGUCACUGGACAUACGAAUAUACAAGAGGCGAGCUUCUGGUGCUUGACCUUCAAGGUGUCUCUGAGAACUUGACGGAUCCAUCGGUUAUUAAAGCAGGAGAAAAGAGGUCACAUGAUAUGGUCUUUGGUCCAGCAAAUCUAGGAGAUGAUGCUGUCAGAAACUUCCGUGCAAAACACCACUGCAACUCUUGUUGUAGAAAGCUUAAACUUCCUGAUCUGAAAAGAAAUGAUUAUACUCCGGAAAAUGUUAUUCUACCUCAAGGUGGUGAUCCUGAUGUAUUAGCUUAGCCUGGAAUCUAUCAGAUACUGGCAACCCAGUCUACAUGAUGCUAUGAAGCUUUAUCUGCACCAUUGAUUGAUUGCAUAACAUGCUUUUUCUUCCUGUGAUGUCAUUCAGAACAAGUAUGUCAGUCAUUGAUGGUACACAUACAAAGAGUACUUUACUAAAAAUACUGCAGUGCUCCUGUAUUCUUUCAGAUGUUGCAUCUGCAGUACUGUGUAAUUUUUGGGUUUAUUCUGGAUAUGUCAGCAUUUGGAAUAAUUGCCAUUUCCUGUACAACUGGAUCAUUACAUAUUUUUAUGUUUUUUUUAAUUGUUCACUGUAGUGGUAAGUGAUUGUUACCUAGUAUUGAAAGACUUUUACUGCACUCAUGAUAUAAUAAAAGAAAACUACAGUUCCGUAUGGUACUGAUUAAUGUGCUAAGACCAGCUUCUGGUUAUUCUGGUGUGUGUGUGUAUAGAUGUAGAGAUGUGUACACACACACACACACACACACACACGCACAUAUAUGUG